Messenger RNA from Botrytis sinoallii, 672 nucleotides. RefSeq lists its product as uncharacterized. Lineage: Eukaryota; Fungi; Ascomycota; Leotiomycetes; Helotiales; Sclerotiniaceae. The coding region runs from base 1 to 672 and encodes 223 amino acids. The transcript has a single exon. The record is from RefSeq and is a predicted model, not a curated record.
AUGUCAUUCCACCCCACCCAAACCUGGUACCCAUCAUUCCACGACAUCCAGCCAAAUCCCAACUCACCUUUCAGCAAUGCUACUCCCUCAAUCCUCGAUAUCCCUUUGAAUUCCCAAGAAACACAGUAUAGAGAGAUUUGCGGUAUGUUAAAAUAUACCCAAGACAACACGAGACAAGUUACGAAAGACGAGAAGAAACACGCACGAGCACUUCGUGUCGCAUUGGUGAGAUUGCGUGUGGGAGGGGGGGAGGGAAGAGAUGGGAGGGAAAGAAUGAGGAAAGCGGUUGUGUUGCGGAAAGUAGUGCGGUCGCAUCAGGAGUAUAAGAAGAAUUUGUUGGUGUGUGAAGGUGUGUUGUGGAGGAAGGAACAUGAGUUGAAGAGGAUGUUGAGAUUGCGGGUGAGGGAGAAUGGGAAUGCGGAUUAUUAUGAGGGGAGAAAUUGGUGGUUUGUGGCGGGGGAAGAGGAAAGUGAUGAUGAGGAUGAGGAUGAGAAUGGCGAGGGUGAAGAUGAUGAGGAUGAGGUGGAUGAGGUAGAUGAGGUAGAUGAGGAAGAUGACGAGGAUGGGGAAGAGGGAAUAGAUGAGGGAGAUGAAGUUGAAGGAACGGAGGGAAUGGAAUUAGAGUGCUGGAGUGAGGAAGAUGAGGAUUUGGAAAUGGAGAUGGAAGGAUGA